AUUACUAUUUAUCAAUGUGUAAUAAGAAACUCUGUGUGGUUAAACCAUCUCCGCCGUAGCCAUGGCGGUUUUCCGAUGCGCCGUCUUUUUAACUCCUUUGACUUUGUUUCCGUCGUACUCUACCGGAAGGAGAGUUUCUUUUAAAGUUAUCCGGUGUUCUUCGGUUUCGAUUCCGUUCUCGUCGAAGUCAUCAAGAAGGAAAAAUUACCUGCGACCCAAAAUCCUUAGAACCCUAAAUCCGAAGCCUCAAGAAACCGUCUUAAUCGGAAUCGAAAAGCCGGAAAAUGUUCCUCCAAGCGACGUAGUUUCUAAUCAGGAUGAUCAUGUAGAGGAGGAGCUUCAAGUCUUAAGUAGCUCGGUUGUGUCAAAUGAGGUAAAUGGUAUAUCAAGUAAGCUCUCUCCGAAGUCAUUGGCGAAGUAUGGAUUGUGGUUAAUCGGAAUAUUCGCUUUUCAAACAGUUUGUGCUGUUUUGUUUCUGGGAGACUCAACGAAAUCCGAGAAUACGCCGGAUAUUUCGAGUGGUAGUGGUCAAAAUGGGGAAAGAGAGAGCAAUGUGGUUUCAUUAGAGGAUCUUGAGAUGAAUGAGAAGAUUGCAGAGAUCAGAUUGAUGGCACGUGAAGCACGUAAAAGUGAGGGUAAGGAAGAAGAGGAUGAAACUGGGAUUGAUAUUGAGAAAGAGAUAGAAGCAAGAUUGUCUAACAUGGAGAAACGGUUAAAUUCGCAGAGGAAAGGUUUGGCGGGGUUGCGUGUUGAACCGUUGGAUGAAUCUGGAAAUGAUGAUUUGAAGGAUGAGAAAAGUUUGAUGUUUGAGAAGAAGUAUAAGUUUAAAGCCGAGAAGCCACCAACGGGUAAUGUGAAAGGCUUUGGUGGAAGUAAGGGAAAUGAUGAGGUUAUAUCUGGGACUGAGAUGACAGGGCAAAAUGGGAGUGUUAGUGAAUCACGAGAUCCUGAAGAACAACAAAAAGAGGCAGGGCUUUCAGAUUCCGAGAUGGUUUCUGGUGCUGCUCAGGAAUCUGAGCAAAGACGACCAUCAAAAGAAGUUAAGAAGUCAAGAAAAUCUGGAAAUCGAGUGGGCGGAACACCAAAUAUGGAAGCUGGUUCUGGAUUUGGUAGCAGUUCAUUGUCAGGGAAACAUGGAGAAGUCAGGAAAGGAAAACCGAUAAGAAGAGCAAGGGAGAAUCAAUCUGGGAAAGUGAAUAAAAUGUGGUGGCUCAAGCUUCCCUAUGUGCUGAGAGUUCUCAUGCGGAGUAAUAUCGAUCAAGACAUAUCUGAGGGAUAUUUUACCUUGAGGACCGAAUCUAUGGAACAAAAUGAGGGCCAGGUUUCACACAUGAUUGCAUUUGAGGAUCAAAGUGAUGCUAGAAACUUCUCUUAUCUGCUUGAAUCAGUUUUUGAAGACUUGGAUGAUUUCAGCGCCGAUAUAGCUCCGGUAUCAACCAAGGAUCUUUAUGACGAAGUUAGCUCUGGUGACAAGAAUGUGAUAGUUGUGAGGAAGAGGCAGCUUACAUUGUAUGCUGGACAACCAUUUGAAGACGUUGAAAGAGCUUUGCGAACUCUGAUUCAAGAACAAAGAUGAAAAAGUAACAACAUUACUUCGGAAUGGAAAAACUAGAGAGUCAAGAGAUGAUUGAUGUGGAUGACAGAGGCAGUAAGAACAAUGGGGAAUACAACAACAAUUAUCCA
Messenger RNA from Arabidopsis arenosa, 1683 nucleotides. Lineage: Eukaryota; Viridiplantae; Streptophyta; Magnoliopsida; Brassicales; Brassicaceae. The record is from the annotation of a GenBank genome assembly.